UGUUUGACCAACUAACCACCCACAUAGACAAACAGUUAAUUGUAAGUUAAAUGUCAAUAAAUAUAUAGUUAUCCAUAAGCAUCAUUCAUCGUCUAUUGUCCCAUUAUAAUAUAUAAAAAUUAGAGUUAACGGCUUCAAGAUAACCCUUUCGACACCAAACAGCAAAAUAAACUUCAAUCGACACUAGAUCCUUGUUGUUCCAACUAUCAACGCAUUAUGAAGCGCUACCUGAUCAUUUUCGCAACUUUAUCGAUUUUAUCAGGUAUCCCAAGUACACUUGAACGUGCAAACAUAAGCAGAAUAGGAGUUGAAAGAAGUGUCAAUAGGUUGGACAGGAGACAGUUCAAUAAUCGCACAGAAAAUAUAAAAAAUAUCGCAAGGCAAAAGCCAGAAGUAAAGAUUGGGAAUAUGACAACUACUAGAGGUAUUUCAGAGAAAAAUAUGUUGGAAAGAAAGCACAAAACAAGUGCUGCGAACAAUAAUAACAUAUUCAAUUCGAAAAAAGGGAAACAAAUAGAUACAAAAAGGCAAGACCAAAGUGCAGGAAAAAGUAUGUCGGAUAGACAGUAUAAAAGAUAUUCCAUGAGUAACAGAAGCAAAAUCUUUAUCACUGAUAAACCUACAGUAGAAAAAAGAAAUGUUAUCAUUUCUAAAAGUAAUGAUACUACGGCACAUACAACUACUGUGGAAGCAAGGAAUGUCAGUACCGCAAGAAUUGAAUAUAAAUUGUUAAAGAAGCCGCACAAUUUGUUCAUUGGGCGAUGUUAUCCCAAGAAGUACCCGGUGUUGCAUCAAGAAAAUGUUAUUGUUACUAACGAUGAAAAAAGUCACGUCACUGCCAAAAUCAAGAUGAUUGUGGCCGGUGACGUGUACAUAACCUGCGCCAACGUCUACGAUCAAGGCGCCGAAGGUGAAGAGUCUUACCCUACUUAUUCAGGAGGCGGAGUUGGCCGGAACUUCAUCGAGUUUGACGUAUUAACUCAGUAUGGGAAAGGUUUCAAAGUUUUUGUUCAGAUAUUUGGGUACAGAAAAGACGAGAUCAGCAGAGAUACUGAUAAGCAGAAGAAUAUUAGUGACAGUGUGGGAUACGGUUUUGAAAAAUGAAAGAAAAUCAAUGUGAAUUGAACAAAGCAUAAUUUGCAACGUACGUAGUGUGAAAAACUGAAUUUUUUAUUUGUACAGAGUAACAUAUGGUUUUAAUAAUAAAAAUAUGGCGUGAAGUAGUUUGAUAACACAAUUGUUCGAUCAGCUAUUCCGUGCUGCCUUCUGCAAACUUCCAUCCAAAG
Molecule: messenger RNA, 1286 nt
Organism: Acanthoscelides obtectus
Lineage: Eukaryota; Metazoa; Arthropoda; Insecta; Coleoptera; Chrysomelidae
Source: the annotation of a GenBank genome assembly